GAGGAAGCUGUAAAAGUAGGAGUUGUACUCACUACAAUCCCAGAGGGUAAAGACUGUGUAGUUAUUGCUGAGGAAGGACAUGGCGUUGACUACAAAUCGGCAAAGAAUGAGGAGAAAAAGUCCUUCUUAUUUGAUGAAGUCGUGACUACCGACAGCAUAGAGCGUUUCCACACUGAGCUCCUGCACCCGCUAACGGAGUCCAUAUCCAAUGGGUAUAAUGGAGCAGUGCUGAUAUGUGGAGCCUCCACAGAAACAAUUCAAGCUCUGACUGACCACAGUAUCAUCAAACAGGUCUUGGCAAAUCUGUUUAGUUCUAUAGUGUCACAAGUGAAAGAGGAGUUAUUCGUCUCUGUGUCAUUUCUUCAGUUUUACCCAGAUGGCAGUGCAGUCGAUCUCCUGAGCCUCAACAAACAGAGUCUACGACUUGUAACACAUCCAGAACUCGGAAGCCUUGUAGGAGGUUUAUGUGAAAUGUGUGUGUGUUCUGUGGAAGAAGCCUUCAGUCUGUAUGAAACAUGCAGAGAGACACUGAAGACCAAAACAGGUUCCAUUUCCACCAGAUGCAGUUCCCUGUUCUCAGUGACUGUUGAGCAGAAACUCCGUCCAGAGGAGAGGGAGUCAGAUGUCUGCCGCAGCAGAUUGCAGCUGUUCAGCCUGGCAGGAGGAGCCAGCAGGACUGAUCUCAGAGGAGUCAACCCACUGGUGAAGGUACUGGACCAAAUCCCAAAUUCUUCUCCCACAACUGAUGCCAACCUCCUCCCUUCACUCCUUAAUGACGCCUUAACAGGAAACAGCAGGACAGUCCUCAUCUACUGCAUCAACCCUGAAGGUCUGAUAGAUGACGAAACACCUUCCGCUUUAGAUUUGGCCCAGAGAGUAAGAAGCUUGGUAACUAAGGCCACUGUUGGCUGCUGGAGUCCAAAAGUAACUGAGCAAAAGAUUCGUGACAGCAUUGUGAACCUAAGAAGUGUGAUAAUGUCACAGGGCGAAAGUGAACUCCAUGACAUUUACAGGCUGGCUGACCUCACUCAGAACCUGCAGAUUGUGAAAAAUCAGUCAUGGGAUAAGAGGAGGGAAGAGUCAGAGAAGAUAAAGGUCAAAACAAAGAGAUGUAAAUCGUCAGUCAGCAAUCAGCAGUUUUCUCGAGAUCAUCACACUGAUCACAGAGAAAUCACAGAAACUAUGAAGUAUCUACAGGAUCAGCUCAGACGAGAGAUGGAAGAGCAUAUUCGAGGUAAUGUGCUGUCAUUCAAAAAUGCAAUUUUGUGCACACGGGCCAACUAUAACCAAUGUGUUCUCAUCUUUACAGAAGGUAAAGGGAAUGUAGAAAAAGUCCAGGAGAGGGUAGCAAGAAUCCAGCAUCUGAAGGAGGCUCUCAGAGAAGAGACACUGAAGAGUGGCGCCGCUGCAGGGAAAUCUCAGCUCUGUCAGCAAUCUCAGUUGGAAUACAACAAAGCACAGGAGCAGAGGGGGCAACUUAAGGAGGAUCAUGGGAGAUUAAUUCAGGAGGAGGUGGAGAAGAUGGAGAGAGACCUGGCACAGGAACAGCUAACGACAGAGGGUCCUCAGAGAGAGCUGCUAGUGCUGACCAGAGAGAGGCAGGUUCUGGUGCUGCAGAUAGAGGCUCUACGUUCUGAGGCCCAGCAGGCUGAGAGAGACCUACAGCAUCAGUAUCACAGUCACCAAGCAGAGCUGCACUGUCUGAGGGAGGAGAGCCUGCAGGUGUUCAGAGUGUUUCGUCAGGUCAGCGAGGAGCAGAGGAAGAUUUCAGAGGGCAGAUACAGAAGUGUGCUGCUGGAAGCCGUGCAGGAUGCCAUCUACCUGUCUGCCCAGAACCAGCAGCUGCAGGCCGACAACAAACAACUCCGUAAAGCACUGGGAGAGUUAAAGGAUACUUUAACUGUGCGAGGUGACGCCAUGGCUGAGCUGAUAUCUCACCAACAAUGAAUGCAUGAUCAAUGUAUGUAUGUUAAUUAAUCACUACUUAUUGUAAAUUACAUGAAGUAAAUCUUA
Molecule: messenger RNA, 2013 nt
Organism: Amphiprion ocellaris (clown anemonefish)
Lineage: Eukaryota; Metazoa; Chordata; Actinopteri; Pomacentridae
Exons: 16
Coding region: 472-1947 (491 amino acids)
Source: RefSeq, a predicted model, not a curated record